AGUUUUCAGCCAAAGUAGAUAUUACUCUCAGUUCCACUGAAAUCAUUCUAGUCAGGUGAAAAAGUUUUUAAUUAUUUUUUAAUUAUUUUUUACGUUCAUCACUGUUUAUUAAAAAUGAAAUUCUUAGUGCUAUUUUCCUCUUAGUUUUUGUAGAGUAAAAAAAUAAUGUUCAUUUCAACUUUUUACUAUUCUUUUCCUCUGGCACUUUUCCUCUCAAUUUAUCGACCUUAAAUUACUCUAUGGGUGUGACUAAAAGAUAUUAAUAGAGAUCAAUAUUUACUCUAGGUUGAGCUAAAAUGUUACCAAUCAAGUGGAACAUAAGUUUUUGUUAGUAACUCCAUGUACCCUACACAAAAAAAGAAAAGAGACUAAAUAUUACUUUGAUUAUACUAGAGACUAGAAAUAUAUGAUUUUACUCUAGAUAUUUCUCUCUCUCAUAUUUUCAUCUUUUACAUUUUCCACUAAGUUUUACUUUUUUAUUUACUCUCAUUUUUUUUACCAAUCACACUCUAUAUUGCGCUAGUUUUUUCCAGUCAGACUCGGAGAGAGAGAAGGAAAAACUAGUAAAUGUUUUGUCAACCCUAUCCUUUCAAUCCCGUAUAGAUAUCUCUAAUAAAAGGUUUGGGAACUCUAAUAUUCAAUCCCGUAUAGAUAUCUCCAAUAAAAGAAAUGGGUAAAAAGGAACCAAAAUUUAUAGAAAGUGUACUAUUUUUUAUUUCAAGAAGGCUAGCCUUUUCUCCUUCAUAUAUAUCUGAAAAUGACUUGUCUUUUAGUUCUUCAAUUGAGAAAAAACAAUGGUGCUAAGUUUGCCAUGUGGUGAUACUCACUUAUGGUAUUCAUUUAUAUGAGUGAUUCCAUAGGCUCCAGCUUUUCUUGAUUCAGAAACACAAGAAAGGAAAUAGAUCAGAAAAAAAAGACAGUUCUUUAAAGCCAGAGGCAGCGAGAGACACAGAGGGUAAAGAGAUUAGAAGAAGCCGAGGUCGUAAAGUUAUAAUAAAGAAAAAGCUUAGUUAACUUUUUGUGUUGGCAAUGGAGUCUCCUAGUAUACAUGGAGGUGCUGAGGAGAAGAGUAGUUGUGAAUCAGGAUGGACCAUGUACAUAGAAGACACGUUCCAUGGGAGCCAUCACUCUGAAGAAUACAAUGACGAUAAUGGUGAUAAUUUCCGUGUAAAAGAAGUCGAUGAUGAUGGUGAUGAUGAUAGUAGUAAAAAUGGGAGCGAUGACUCCAUGACUUCUGAUGCAUCUUCAUGGCCUAGCACUCAGCUUCCAAGGAACACCAAGAAUCAUGCAGAGGCGAAGAAUAGUAAUGCCAAAAAAGUCAAUCAUCAGACAAAGAACAGAGCUAGCGAAAAAUCCAGCAACCAAGAAGAAGAAUCUGAGUUCAAGGCUAGAACAAGAACCAAUGCAGCUAGCCGUGUACGAAGUAGAGACAAGGUGAGCAAAACGAAAUAAGACUCAUUAAUACAUGGUUUUUAGUUUCCAUUGCUAUAUCCAAUGUUCUCUUUGGCUCAAGGAAAAAGUUUUCUAGAGCUGAUAUCAAAAUCAUGUAGUUUUUUUUUUUUUUCAUUUGAGAUGUUAUUUUGUAAUUGCAUUGCUUUCUUUAACAGGAUUAUGUAUUUUUGCUAAAAGCAAAUCCCGUUCCUGUAACUUUAACAGGAUUAUAUGUACCUUAUCCGCACAUACUCCGUUCUAACACAAAGGGAACGAGUUCUUUAAUCAGUGGCCAUUCAAAAGCAAAACAAGUAUACUAAUUAAUCACUCAUCAUUCAAACAGUAAUCAGAUCCAGACAUUUGUGUUUCAGAUAAAACAAAGAAGUUGAUGACAAACAGGAGUUUCUUAGGUUUACCAAAUGGUUCAAUUGGUGUGGCCCCAAAGUAGCUAACACAGCUUAGCUUUGCCUGGCAAGAGAAAGUUCUUCCGCUUUCAAUGCCUUCACAUGAUUCUUUUUUUUUUCCUUCAAAAGAACAAAUAUCAAUCAUUCAAGAUAUUAUCAACUUUCACAAAACUCUUCAUUAAUUAGUAAUUACUAGUAUUUUACAUGAGGCGAAGAGUAAGAUAAUAAUCUAACCUAUACUAAAAGGAGCAUAUACUGAUCAGAGAGCCUGUCCACGUAGGACAUUAAAAUCAUCCAAUCAGGAGAGUCGUUUUUGACACAUCAGCAAAACCUUAGAAAUGUGGGCUUCGUUUUUUUUUAUCUGAUUUUUUCUAUGGGCUUUUUAUGUUUUCUCUAUCAAAGUCCAGAUGUCAUCAGGGUUUUCUUCUUUUUUUUUUACGAUCAGAAGAGUGUCGCGUGACUCUUCACAUCUCACCACCUCCGGCAGUGUCUCUGUAACGGCCUGAGUUUUCGUCACCUGAAUACAUUAAUCCAUUCAAUUACGUCUUAUAAAUCACUCAUCCCACUCUCUCGAAUUAAAUCGACCAUAUUCUUCGUGUCGACAUGCUAUUCCAUGACGAGCAGGUAACUACGGUGAGAAACCACCGUGAUUUAUUAGUUUUGUACGUAUUUAACAAUUUUGAUAGUCCGAUCAUAUUAUUGGUUUGUCAAACCGAUGAACCUAAGCAUUGAUUCUCAGGUUACAGAGAGCUGCUCACUUAGGAUUGAAUCAGCGCGAGGAUGUCAUCGACGUUUAUACGAAGGGGCUUGAUAUCGAUCCAAACAACGUAGCUUUAUAAUUAUGUUUGGCAGACGCUCAAGGCUUUGCGUCGAGUCCACACACCAUCUUGAAUCCGUUUGGGGAUGGUUCCAAUGGCUAGAGAUGUCGGAGAAACUAACGGCUGAAUAUUCAGCUAGAGGACUCAGGCGGGUGAAGCAGCGGCGGAUCAGGAGGAUAAGAUGGUUGUGCCUCCAAGGAAGGAGCAUGGAGUACAGAAGAAAUAAGACCCGCAGCAUGAACCUGGGCCGAACUUUGGAGAAGGAAAGGUAAAGCUUUAAACAAGAAUGGAGAAUUUUACAUACAAGGACGUCGAAACAAUAUCAGGAAUUACUCAGCCAUGGAAACUGAUGAUGAAUAAAUCUCUUUAUCACAAAUCGUGCUGCUGUUCAUCUGGAGAUGACAAAGGUAUAAUAUUUAUGUAUAUGUGUAUAGUUUUCUCUAUAUUAGUCUACAGUUUUUAUGUGAUUUACUUGGUACGUGGUUGAGUUUAAAUGUGUUCAUGUUUGAUUCAGUAUUAUGAGUGAAUCAAUAUAUAGUUUUUAUGUAUAUUAGUCUAUAUUGAUUUGUUUGGUACAUGGUUGAGUGUUAAUAUGAUCAUGUUUGAAUCAGUAGAAUGAGUGAAGGUAUAGUUUCAUUGAUGCCACUGAAUAUGCCAGUGAGAUGCAAUUAACUCAGGUAGCUAGCUUAAUUUUUACUAUAUUUGGUUGAUGAUUUGUGUUUUUGUUGGUUCACAGGUGGAGAUUAAGAAUCUGAAUGUGCUUUAACCGAUUACCAACAGGGCCAAGCCAACGAGAUAAUGGGAGAAGUAACUCAGGUAGCUAGCUAAAUUUUCUUGCAUAACGUCACCUUAGUUUUAAAAUUUGGAAAUGAAUAUUAGUACCCCACAUCGUUUAUAUAGAGAAUUGUCUUUAUGCUUGAGUGUAUUUGAUGCCCUAGCUGUUCUGCUUGAUGAGAAAUUAGCAAGAUCAGGUGUGACCAAAGGUGGCCUGUGGCCGUAUCGACAAACGCUAGCCUCGAGUUAGUUGGAGUUAAAAAAAGAUCUCUUAAGUCCCACACGUUUGUAUCUCAGUUGAAUAUUUUACAUUGUUUUACUCUGUGUAAUUCCAUGUCUGUUUUUCAUAAAUGCAACCUCUGGAACACAUUUUUAUUUUACCCAUAAAUGUGAUGCUAGACAAAGUUACUUGAAACGCAAGGCCUAUAACAUAUUUUUGGUUUGUUAACCCUCUUCACUAAAUCGUUUAACAUCUGAGAGCACUGACUAUUGUUUGUUAUUGUUCAUGGGCAGGGAGCUAAUGGCUUGCCUGGUGCUGGAGCUGAUAAGACAAUCCUCUCUCCUGUUGUGAAGAGAGUUGUGCAACAAACACAAAAGGCUGUACUGUUGAUGGUGUGGUCGAGAAAGGGAACAGCUAGGACAGAUCCACCAACUGACCCCCUGUUGAUGCCAGAAACACUGGAAGAAGAACCAGCUCUGGAGGAUUGUCACUCCGCUAAGAAGACCUGCAUAAGACUUAAGUCUGACCUAAGGAGUAAAUGAAUUUGCGUUAAAACUUCUCAUUCUCAACCUUUUUUAUUUGAGUUUUUCUUCUUCUAAGUUUUAGUUUAUUUCUUUAAUCAACAAAAGUUUUAGUUAAUUUCAUGGGAAGUCUACUUUAUCAGGUUAUUAAUUAAAUAAAUAAAAAAAAUUUUCACUUUCAAAUUUGUGUACCUUUGAGAAUUGAUUUAAGAGGUUAACCUUAAGCUCCAUUAUACCAAUGGUAAAAACUAUCUUAUAAUCAGGAAAAAUAAACCUUUAUAUAUAUGAAUGCCACCAUUGAAACAUCGCCUCAUCUCUAGAAACAGUUUCAAGGAGAUACAUCCCAAAAACUUGCGGCCAAAAAAGUGACAGCCACAAAGGUAGUUAUUCUGAGAAGCAGUUGAUUCUGAAUCGAUUGAUUAUGUACAUUCUUUAAGAACACAUCAAAGUCAGAGACUCAGAGUUUCUACAUGAAACAAGAAUAAUAUAACCCCAAAACUGGAUUUAAGUUUGAAUUGGCUUGGAGUUGGUGUAUUAAUUUAUUAUUGUGAAAAAACUAGUUAUUGUAAUAAUAUGAAAUUAUUACUUUAUAUUUUUUCAACUAUAUGAAAUUAGUUAUUGAAAAAUAUGAUACUCUUGGAAAAAAUGUAGCUAUUCUUACUUUAUAUUUUUUCAACUAUAUGAAAUUGAAAUAGAAAUCAAAUAAAAAAUAUAAAUCAUUUUAUUUUUCUUAAUUUUUUAUUUAAUAAUUUUGCGUUCUCUAACAAAAAUAUUGUUAGUGGUUUUUUCAACUCAAACCAACAAAAUAAAAUUUACAAUAUGCGAGGGCUAAUAAACAAGAAGCCGAGAACUUCUAAAGACAAUAUGUGAGGGCUAAUAAACAAGGCAAUGAAGGACAUGAUUAUGAUUAGUUCACUCAAGUACAAGCCAAAUCAUAAGUUGGAAGAGUUAUUAAGAAGAUGGUUUGAAGUAACAACUUAUGAGAUUUACAUCUAUAGAACAGUUUUUCAGUUCUUAAAAAUGUCUGAUUUUUACAUAACAUUCUUUUGAUAGUUAAAAAAAUGAUCUUAGGAUAAAAUAGAUUAUAUUUAUUAUUUUUAGUAUAAAAUAAAGUCUCAAUGUUUUAUAAAAUUAAAAUAUAUUUAAAUAUAAAUAGUUUUAAUGUAAACUCAUCCGCCCGUAGGGCGGACCAAUCCCUAGUAAUAAUAAUAAUACUAAUACUAAUACUAAUAAUAAUAAUAAUAUAUUUACGAUAUUCUUAAAAUGUGUUUUACCGAUUAUAAUUUUGAAGAUAGAUAUUUUUAUGGAAUUUAAUUAUGUGACAAGUUUUUUGGGUUUCUCACUUAAAACUAAUUGGUAGGAAAUGAAGUGGUCCAUAUCUUUUAUAUAUUACUCAAGUUCCUAACAUAUUUUCAAUGUUGGAUUUUCUCUCCAACAUUUUCCCGCGAGAGACAAUGCUUUAUUUUUCUAGUAAUUUCGAAUGAAUUGAACUUUUUUUGGGUCAUCAAUUCGUGGGAUGAUUAUGUCACUUUCUGAAUAGGAUUAAUGAGUCAGGGUGUUGGUCUGCUCUGAUACCAUGACAAGUUUCUUUGGUUUCUAGCUUAAAACCAACUAGAUCAUGACCCGCGCUUCGGAAGCGCGGGAUAUUUUAUUCAAAAUUCUAUGAACAAUGUUACAAAUAUUUUUUUAAUUUAUAAAUUUUUUGUCUAUUUAAUAAUUGGCAUUUAAAUCAACACUUUUAAAUCUAACUUAUACCCUCGAGCCGGUAAACCUGUUAAUCUGAUAUGUAAUCCAAUUUAGAUUGGUUAAAGGGUAAUGGGUUAAGAAGUUUGACUUGAAUCCAUUUUGAAUAUAUCAUAUAGUAUGGCUAUAUAUAUAAUUAAUUGGUUACAGAGUAAUAUACUGCAUGGUGAUUAUCUCAUAGACUUAUUGGAUGGUGGUUAUGAAAUCUCAAAAUUAGACAUUAUUGCACGUUGUUUAUGAAAUCGAUUGGGCAAGAUUUUUUUUUUGAAUAUAAGGCAUAUGGACCAACUGAUAAAUAAAUGCAUAUAAGGUAUUAAGUUAGCAAAAUAGAAUAAAGAAAUAAUUUACUAAUAUUAAUUGUUAACUAAUAGAAUCAGAAAAUAUAUCAUAUCUAAUAGUAAGUCCAACUUAAAAUCCACCUAGAAAAAGUCACAAUGUUUCUGUUUUAAUAAGAUAGAUUAGUAGUAAGUGAAAUGAACAAUUUAUCUUAUAGAUUACUCAAUUUCUUUACAUAUUUUCAAUGUGGGAUCAUCUCUCUAAUAUUAUGUAUUUUUGAUUUUAUUAGUACUUUAUUGAGUUUUUUUUUAGAUUUUAGAUCAAUUUAGGGUAAAAGUAGGCAUUUUUGUGUCAACGAACUAUAUAUAGUUGUGCAACAUGUGUCACAAAUUAGCCACUGGAUGACUUCCCACCGAGUGAUCAGGAUAUGUUUUAUACAAAAACUAUAUAAUUGAAUUAUUUUUCUUAUGGGGUUUGAGAUUUGAUCUAACGAUGCGAUUCCCUAAAAAAUAUGCACAUUUUAUUCAAAACUGAUCCGGACACAACAUAGAUCAAAAGUAAGAACAAUGUAAAAAAAAAAAAAGUAAGAACAAUGUAGCUU
Molecule: messenger RNA, 6788 nt
Organism: Brassica rapa (field mustard)
Lineage: Eukaryota; Viridiplantae; Streptophyta; Magnoliopsida; Brassicales; Brassicaceae
Biological process (GO): cytokinin biosynthetic process
Source: RefSeq, a predicted model, not a curated record